AUGAAGUCCUCGAACCCCUUCAGGCGUCUAGAACGCAUGGUCACAAAGCAGUCAUCUAAGGACUCAAAGUCCUUCAAGUCGGGCAGAUCUUCGCACGACGGAGCUGAGCAGACGAUGAACGCCCAACCUACUCAGAACAGCCAAAACACCCAAAGUCGGUCUCCAUUCGCGCGAACGACGCCGACUAGGCGACCCGCGAGCAACGCCGACGCACCUCCUGCCUACACGCCAGCAGCGAAGGGUACGGUCAUCCCCGGUUCAAUGGAGUCAACAUCCGAUUCGCCGUACGCAUUUCUUACCCAAUUCGACACAGUAUUCUUGAUCGACGACAGUGGCUCCAUGGCUGGCCGUAGCUGGCGUGAGACUGCUGCUGCGCUCUCUGCAAUUACACCCAUCUGUACCACCCACGAUGCCAACGGUAUCGACAUCUAUUUCCUCAACCACAAGAAUCCCCAGGCGAAGGAUAAUCUAGGCGGAUACACAAACCUUACUUCCACUGCUGCAGUAGACAGCAUCUUCAAGAACGUCCGACCGCUCGGCGGAACCCCUACCGGCACUCGUCUCAACCAGAUCAUGAAGCCAUACCUUCGAGAGCUCGAAAACUCACUCGAGAAGCAAGCACAUGGUCACGAGCCUACAGUCAAGCCAAUGAACAUCAUAGUUAUCACUGACGGUGUUCCGAGCGAUGAUGUUGAGUCGGUCAUUGUCUCCGCAGCUCGAAAACUCGACUCCUACAAUGCUGAUCUGUGGCAAAUGGGGAUCCAAUUCUUCCAGGUUGGUCGGGAGCCUGAGGCAGCAGCUGAUCUGCAGGAGUUGGACGAUGCCUUGUCGGGUGCACACAACGUGCGUGACAUAGUCGACACUGUGCCCUGGACUGGAGACGAUGGUCAGACACUUACAGCCGAUGGCUUGCUCAAGGUCUGCCUUGGUAGUGUCGUCAGACGGUGGGAUCGCAAGAAGGUCUAG
Molecule: messenger RNA, 966 nt
Organism: Cyphellophora attinorum
Lineage: Eukaryota; Fungi; Ascomycota; Eurotiomycetes; Chaetothyriales; Cyphellophoraceae
Exons: 1
Coding region: 1-966 (321 amino acids)
Source: RefSeq, a predicted model, not a curated record